AUGGCUCAAGGAAAUAGUUAUGGGCAGAAUGCCAGUAACAACGGUAUGGCAGACGAAUCGCCGAACAUGCUGGUGUACAGAAAGAUGGAAGAUGUUAUAGCACGAAUGCAAGAGGAGAAAAAUGGGAUUCCUAUCCGCACAGUCAAAAGCUUUUUGUCAAAGAUUCCCAGUGUGUUUUCUGGUGCAGAUAUUGUCCAGUGGCUACUGAAGAAUCUGAACAUUGAAGAUCAAGUAGAAGCACUGCAUCUUGGAACACUGAUGGCAGCUCAUGGAUAUUUCUUUCCGAUCUCAGACCAUGUGCUAACAUUGAAAGAUGAUGGGACUUUCUACAGAUUUCAGACACCAUACUUUUGGCCAUCAAACUGUUGGGAGCCAGAAAACACCGACUAUGCCUCAUCUCACCUUAUUACAGUCUUGAUGCAAACAUGGACAAAAGAGUUGACCUCAAGAGGUAAGGUGAAAGUCACUGCCCUUGACAUCACGGCAGCAGUUGACCAAGAGAGCUUGGCCCGUCUACAGAGAGCAUUUGCAAGAAAGUGGGAAUUUAUCUUUAUGCAAGCAGAAGCACAAGCAAAAGUUGAUAAGAAAAGGGACAAAAUUGAAAGAAAAAUUCUUGACAGUCAGGAAAGAGCAUUCUGGGACGUGCACAGACCAGUGCCAGGCUGUGUAAAUACUACAGAAGUGGAUAUCAAGAAAUCAUCCCGAAUGAGGAAUCCUCACAAAACAAGAAAGCGGAGUCUGAUAGGGUACGCGGAGCAGUAUAUGGAAUUUGAUCCAUUUCUUAUAACUCCUGAACCUUCAAACCCAUGGAUAUCGGAUGAUAUUUCCUUCUGGGAGCUAGAAGCCAGCAAAGAACCAUACGCACAGAGAGUAAAGCGAUGGGGUUUCUGCAUUGAUGAAGUUUUAAAAGAUCUCGUAGGGAGGGAACAGUUUCUUAAGUUCGUGGAGUCUGAAUUCAGCUCUGAAAACCUACGAUUCUGGUUAGCUGUUCUGGAUCUGAAGAAAAGGCCUAUUCGUGAGGUGCCGUCACGUGUUCAAGAAAUCUGGCAAGAAUUUUUAGCCCCAGGAGCUCCCAGUGCCAUUAACGUGGACUCCAAAAGCUAUGAUAAGACCACACAAAAUGUAAAAGACCCAGGAAGAUACGCAUUUGAAGACGCUCAGGAGCACAUUUACAAACUGAUGAAAAGUGAUUCCUACCCUCGUUUCAUACGUUCCAGUGCCUACCAGGAGCUACUUCAGGCUAAAAAAAAGGGGAAGUCACUUACUUCGAAAAGGCUGACGAGUCUGGUGCAGUCUUACUGAUAUAUUCUCUUCAGCUGAUGAGCGGGCCAGUUCAAUCGUUCAAAGCUAUAAAUCACUAUUUACCCUGAACCCAGAGGACAUUGUACCAUUCUUUGCAUGAAUGAGGAUCUGAGUGAGUGAGUGAGUGAGUGAGUGUGUGUGUGUGUGUAUGUGUGUGUGUAAAAAGACAUUGCAAACAUGAAUGGAGAAG
Rhincodon typus (whale shark) is the source of this 1492-nucleotide messenger RNA. Its product is annotated as regulator of G-protein signaling 7-like. The record is from RefSeq and is a predicted model, not a curated record. The transcript is spliced from 15 exons. Gene Ontology annotation, biological process: intracellular signal transduction; G protein-coupled receptor signaling pathway; regulation of G protein-coupled receptor signaling pathway. Lineage: Eukaryota; Metazoa; Chordata; Chondrichthyes; Orectolobiformes; Rhincodontidae. Bases 1 to 1302 code for a protein of 433 amino acids.